Messenger RNA from Arctia plantaginis, 633 nucleotides. NCBI's taxonomy places the organism in Eukaryota, Metazoa, Arthropoda, Insecta, Lepidoptera, Erebidae. The record is from the annotation of a GenBank genome assembly.
AUGUCAGACUCAAGACCUGAAUUGUAUGAAGAAAUCAAGCUAUACAGAAAUGCUAGAGAACGGGAAAAGCAUGAUAAUAUGGCAGAGCUGUAUGCUGUUGUCAGCACAUUACAACAUCUAGAGAAAGCGUACAUGAGGGACUGCGUCCGUGCCCAAGAGUACACAGCUGCUUGCAGUAGGCUGCUUGUUCAAUACAGGGUGGCGUUCAAGCAAGUACAGGGUGAUGAGUUCCCCAACAUUGAGGCCUUUGUUGCUAAAUAUCGACUGGACUGCCCAGCUGCCCUGGAAAGGAUAAGGGAGAACAAACCUAACCUGAUCAAAGAUGACAAGGGGAACACCAACAAGUAUAUUGCUGAAAUUGUGUCUGUAUUCAUCACAUUGAUGGACAAGUUGAGAUUAGAGUUUCGUGCCAUGGAUAUGAUCCAACCAGAGCUGCGAGACCUCCUUGACACCAUGGACCGUCUUACUAUGCUGCCAGAUGACUUUGAGGGGAAGAUCAAGGUCCAAGAAUGGGUAGAUAGGCUAUCAGAAAUGUCAGCAUCAGAUGAGCUGUCUGAAAGCCAGGUGCGACAGUUACUCUUUGAUCUGGAAACGUCAUAUGGAGCUUUUAACAAGUUCUUGCACAAGGAUUAA